AUGGCAUCGUCCGACGUCGCCAGAUUUCUGAUAAAACAAUACUUACAAUCUAUCGACAAAGAGACCUCAUACCUAUCAGAUCCUACCUUGGACACGUUUAAAGCCAUCGGUGACAGCUUGAAGACAAAGUUAAUGGGGCCUGAAAGCAAUUCAUGGCUUUCCGAUCUUAACGACACCCUCACAGAGUGGCAGAUUCUCAAGGAGCAGGACAAGUAUAUCAAGAGGAUUUUCUCCUGCCAGUAUCAUAUGGCUCGCAGGAGAGAGCGCUCAGCUAUCGAUGCUAGACUCAACCGGAUGCAGACAACAGCGAAGGAAAUUACUUCAAACUCGGUCAAAUCAAGCCCGGAGAAGAAUUUUCCGCUGUCUGAUCAGUGUCCCUCCUGCGAACCCGAUCGAAUUACUACUUUUCCUGAGGUCCAAGAGUCUUCCGGCAAACUCGAAAAGCAAAUGGUUGAUUGGCUCUCGACGCCGGGUGGUGAUGACUUCAAGGCCGUCGGGAUUUGUGGGAUGGGUGGUUCGGGGAAGACAGCGCUUGUUAAUAGCCUCAUCUGGGCUGGCUUAUCGGAUCUUAUGACGCGCGAAGAAGAAAAGGAGAUCAUAGAUGUCAGGAUUAUGAAACACUUGUUGUAUUGUUUAGGCUUAGAUACUGAUGGCAUGGCGGGCAAUUUCGACGGGGAUAAGGAUAGGCUCAUGGAAGAACUAGAACGUCGAUUGCUGACGAUCUCAAGGAACUACAUUUUGGUGUUGGAUGACAUGUGGCACUGUACCGAAUGGUUCGCUGAUAAUUUGUUGGGCAAAUUGAAGAAACAUGAAGGUGGUGCUGUCAUUGUAACCAGCCGGAAAAAAUCCGUGGCCCAAAAAUUCGGUGCAAACAAUAGAUUAAUACAUCUAAAUCCUUUCGAUUACAGGGAAAGCGCAUUUCUUCCAUAUAUUAGACUACAACCCCCAAGCCGUCCACCAGCAAUCCCAUUGUCGAUCAGUCUGAUGGAUUAUUGA
Neltuma alba is the source of this 996-nucleotide messenger RNA. Its product is annotated as probable disease resistance protein At4g19060. Gene Ontology annotation, molecular function: ADP binding. Lineage: Eukaryota; Viridiplantae; Streptophyta; Magnoliopsida; Fabales; Fabaceae. Bases 1 to 996 code for a protein of 331 amino acids. The record is from RefSeq and is a predicted model, not a curated record. The transcript has a single exon.